Messenger RNA from Benincasa hispida (wax gourd), 1639 nucleotides. RefSeq names its product protein STRICTOSIDINE SYNTHASE-LIKE 3-like. NCBI's taxonomy places the organism in Eukaryota, Viridiplantae, Streptophyta, Magnoliopsida, Cucurbitales, Cucurbitaceae. Gene Ontology annotation, cellular component: endomembrane system. Gene Ontology annotation, molecular function: hydrolase activity. The record is from RefSeq and is a predicted model, not a curated record.
UCCUGUUCUGUUUUGGUUUCAUGUGGGAUUGAAGCAAUAAAUACAAGCUUUUCCAUGGAGGAUUCUCCAUUGCCAUAAUCAAACCUUCAAUCCACUAUCAACCAGAUCAGAAUCCACCAACGACUUUUCAACUUCACAAUCCUUCUCCAAUCUCCAUUAUCUCCUCCAACGACAUUCUUCAGCCACUCUCCCCGGCAAUGGGGCACCCAAAUGAGAACACUGGCUCUUCCGUCUCGUUCGGUGCUGUCGUCGCCGGCCUUUUCUUCUUACUGGCUCUGUAUUGCGCAACCGAUCCCUUCAAGCACAGUGUGAUCGCUGACUUCCCUGACUUUGAGACCUACGAUGUCGAAUUGCCUUCGUGGUCUCAAAUUCCGACGGACAGAGAUACCCAUAACUUGUUGCAGAAGUCGACGAUUAUGUUUAAGGAUCAAGUUCAGGGACCUGAGAGUGUGGCUUUCGAUCCUCUAGGGCGUGGACCUUACACUGGUGUCGCUGAUGGUAGAGUAUUGUUCUGGAAUGGCGAAUCCUGGACUGAUUUUGCUUAUACUUCGCCGAAUAGGUCGGAGAUAUGUGAUCCUAAGCCAUCAAUUUUAAGUUAUUGGAAGAAUGAACAUAUAUGUGGCCGCCCUUUGGGUCUCCGAUUUGACAAGAAGACAGGCGAUUUAUAUAUUGCAGAUGCAUACUUCGGGCUGAUGAAAGUCGGACCGGAAGGAGGUCUGGCAACAUCUCUUUCAACUGAAGCAGAAGGAGUUCCAUUCAAGUUCACCAAUGAUCUAGACCUUGAUGAAGAAGGGAAUGUGUACUUCACAGAUAGCAGCACCAAAUACCACCGAAGGAACUUCUUGCAUGUAGUUUUUUCUGCUGAGAACUCUGGGAGAGUUUUGAAGUAUAAUGCUGCUACAGGAGAAACCACUGUUCUUGUGAGAGAUGUUUAUUUUCCAAAUGGCGUGUCUCUAAGCAAGGACGGUUCAUUCUUCGUCUUCUCCGAAGGGGGCAAAGGAAGAUUAUGCAAGUAUUGGUUAAAGGGUGAGAAAGCAGGAACAACAGAGGUCUUCGCCAUACUUCCCGGAUUUCCCGACAACAUCCGAACGAACGACAAGGGCAAAUUCUGGGUGGCAAUCCACAGUCGACGAUCGACAUUAGCCAGUUUGGAAGCUAAAUAUCCAAAACUGAGGAAAUUUCUUCUCAAGCUUCCAAUAUCAGUAAAAUUCCAGACCAUCUUGCUUGGGGGGAGGCCUCAUGCAGUGGUUGUGAAGUACAGCCCAGAGGGAAAGCUUUUACAGAUAUUAGAAGACAACCAAGGGAAGGUUGUGAGAGUAGCAAGUGAAGUUGAGGAAAAAGAUGGAAAAUUGUGGAUUGGAAGUGUUUUAAUGUCUUUUCUUGCAGUUUAUGAUUUGCAUUAAGUUUGGUGAAUAGGAAUAGGCCUUUUUAGUUUUAUUUCUUUGGUAGUUUUAGAGUAUUAGUUAGCUAUUUAUGUUUAUUCUGAACUUACCUGUUGUGUUUUUUUUUUCUCUCUUAUUCCCUUCUUCCUUGUCCAUGGACAAAGUACAUUUAGAAAUCACUCUAGUAUUUAUGAUCCAAAAACUCCCUACUUUUGUGUAACAAAGUUUGAAACAAUGACAAAUGUGUACUUUUCUAA